Messenger RNA from Puntigrus tetrazona (Sumatra barb), 832 nucleotides. RefSeq names its product protein DGCR6-like. Bases 224 to 817 code for a protein of 197 amino acids. NCBI's taxonomy places the organism in Eukaryota, Metazoa, Chordata, Actinopteri, Cypriniformes, Cyprinidae. The transcript is spliced from 6 exons. The record is from RefSeq and is a predicted model, not a curated record.
UGCGCAUGCGCAAACAUGCACGCACGGUUCAAAACAAUAGUCUCUUGAAUGUGUGAGAUUUGUUAUUAUACAUCAUAAACAGCAGACGUACGCUCUUAUUGAACGCCACACGCAUCAAACCACAACAUUUUCCUCUCAGGAGGCUGAGAUAUAAAGCGGACCCGUGCUGGAGCGGCGUUAAGAAGACCCCUGUUUUGUUGACGAUGUGCAGGCUGAGUGUGGGAUGGACACGUACCCGGCCGUGAGAGACGACCCGUCGGAUGCCGCCAGGCAGCAGGAGAGACACUAUUACCUGCUGUCAGAGCUGCAGACGCUCGUGAAGGACCUGCCCAGCUCGUUCCAGCAGCGUCUGUCCUACACCACUCUCAGUGAUCUGGCCCAAGCGCUCAUCGACGGGACGGUGUACGAAAUAGUGCAAGGACUGCUGGACAUUCAGCACCUGACGGAGAAGAACCUCUACAACCAGAGACAGAAACUACACAGCGAGCACAGAGCUCUCAAGCAGGAUUUGGUUCGGAAGCACAAGCAGGCUCUGCAGAUGUGCAAGUCUCACAAUCUGUCCGUUGUGAAAAGCAACCAGAGAGCGGAGACUGAGGCUCUUGAUCAGCGGGUGAGAGAAGAGCAGAGGAUGAUGGACGAGAAGGUGGUGGCUGAGAUGGAUCAGAAGGUUCUGGAUCAGCAGAACACUCUGGAGAAAGCAGGCGUGCCGGGUUUCUACAUCACCUCCAACCCUCAGGAGGUGAUGAUGCAGAUGAAUCUUCUGGAGCUGAUCCUGAAGCUGCAGCAGAAAGAGAGCGGUGUCUGGAUCUCUUCCUGACCGGGCGUGGAUGAG